GUAGAGGAAGGGAACGAAUUAUGAACUGUCGUUUUUUGGUUUACACAGCUUUUACACGGCCAUGGAUUUCUUCGCUGCUGUGAAUUACAUCGAUUUAACUAAACGAUUGCAUUGAAUUAAUAAAGACAUCAAGGAAUUGAGUUCUGCACACCUAUGAGCAGCAGUAUGAUGCAGGCAGGAGUCUGUCUGAGACAGGACACUGAGACAACACUACCAGAGCUCACUGAGAAGCACAGGAUCAGACAGAAAGAAGAGGAACUCAGUGGACUGGAGCCUGUCCACAUGCCAGAGACAGGGUGUGCUGCUCCAGGACUCAACACACUGGAGCCAGAGAGUGUUACAGCACACAGUGGGGUCAGUGAUGUACAUCACACACACACAUCACUGAUUAAAAUAGAAAUAGAAACUGAUCUGGACUGCACCCACACUGGGGAUCUUAAGACAGAGAGCCAAGUCUUUACACUUGAAAAGGAAACCCAUCUGCAUCCUGACCAAAUCAAAACAGAGGCUGAUAAUGGAAGAUGCCUUCAGGCUGAACACAUAAGUGACUCACAGGAUAUUAAAUGUUUUGACAUUAAAUGUGAUCAAUUUAAGUGUGAAUCCAGUGAAGGUUUAGUGAGUGAUGUCAUGAAUACUGUGAUGACAGGAGCUGGUGUUGAUCACAAAGAGCAGGCUGAACCAUGGCAGUGUGCAGGAGAGCUGAACCCAAAUUGUAAAACAGAAGAAACUCAUGAUCUGAUGACCCAAAGUGAGGACUUGUAUCGUCACUGUGACAUAAGCAAUGAAAAUAAUCGGACCAGAAUUGUCCAGAAAAGCACAAACCGUAGCAAGCCAUACAAAUGCACACAGUGUGAGAAGUGUUUUAGUACAAGUUCAGCUUUAAAUAAACACCUUAGCAUUCAUACUGGUGAAAAGCCAUACAAGGGUACACAAUGUGAAAAGUAUUUUAAUAGGAAAUCUAAUUUAGAUACACACCACAGAAUUCAUUCAGUUGAAAAGCCAUGCAGUUGCAUUCAAUGUGGGAAAUGCUUUUCCAAAAUAUCUAAUUUACGUAUCCACCAGAGAAUUCAUACAGGUGAAAAGCCAUACAAGUGUACCCUGUGUGAGAAGUCUUUUAGUACAAAUGCAGCUUUAACUAAACACCUGAGAUCUCAUACAGGUGAAAGGCCGUACAAAUGUCUUCAGUGUGGGAAGUGCUUUUCUAAAAUAUCUAGUUUAAGUAGCCACCAGAGAAUUCAUACAGGUGAAAGACCAUACAGGUGUACACAGUGUGAUAAGUCUUUCAGUGCAAGUGCAGCUUUAACUAAACACCUGAGAAUACAUACAGGUGAAAGGCCCUAUUUAUGUCUUCAGUGUGGAAAGUGCUUUUAUGAAACAUCUCAAUUAAAUUGUCACCAGCGAAUUCAUACAGGUGAGAAGCCAUACAAGUGUACACAGUGUGAAAAAUGUUUUAUUAGAAAAUCUCAUUUAGAAAGACAUCUGAGAAGUCAUUCGGGUGAAAAGCCAUACAGUUGUCUUCAAUGCAGGAAAUCCUUUUCCACAAUGUCUAAUUUAAGUACCCACCAGAGAAUUCAUACAGGUGAAAAGCCCUACAAGUGUACACAGUGUGAGAAGUGUUUUAGAACAAAAUCUUAUUUAGAUAUACACCAGAGGAUUCAUACUGGUGAAAAGCCAUACAAGUGUACACAGUGUGAUAAGUGUUUUAAUAGAAAAUCUUAUUUAGAUAUACACCAGAUAAUUCAUACAGGUGAAAAACCCUACAAAUGUCCUCAGUGUGGGAAGUGUUUUUCCCAGAAAUCUAAUUUACGUAGCCACCAGAAAAUUCAUACAGGUGAAAAGCAUGUAUUUAGUUUUUAAAUUAAUUUUUUUUUACAUUACUCUCUUCAAAUUCAUGCCAAGUUUUCAUUAAUGUAUACUUUGUGAUGUAUUUUGUCAAUUUAGUUCCAUUCAGGUCAAUUUUAUUUGUGUACCACUUGUUAUAGAGACACUGUCAAAAAGGUGCUCUACAGAGAGGUGGGGGGAAGGAAAAUUUGGCAAAAACCAGGCCUUAAACUCCCAAAAGAGAGCAAGUGAGAUUUAAAAAAACUUCCCAGAGGGAAGAGAAAUACUCAAACAGUGGUGAGACAAAACUCCCCAAUCGGAAGAAAUCAUGAGAGGAGGCUGGCUAUACAAGGGGAGCCCGUCCUCUGCUGGCUGGCCUUAGUAAAGACAGAAUGAAUGGUAACGAAAAUGAAAUAAGGGAUCAGUCAGAGCAGUUAGGUAAAUGGGUUGGGCAGGUGGCUGUCUGAUGUUUUAAACUAGCUGGUGAGAUGGAAAGUACAAGUUAAGAGAUGUGUAAUAUGUAGUUCAGAGGGGUGGGGCGAUGCAUCUACGCUGUGCCAUGGAGUCAGCUUGAACCAGAAGAGGGAUUGGGCUGGAGGGGUCCGUGACUGCUGGUGGGGGAAGAGCAGAAGCUGUUUCAAGUUUGGUUGAAAAAGAAACAAUGUGAAAACUGUUUGGAUAUACUGUAGAAAUAUUGUAAUGUGCUUUCCCACUUGUAUUCUGAAAAUGUAGAGGCUGUAAUUUGUACACUGAACAAAAAUGUAAAUGCAACACUUAUUUUUGCAGGCAUUUUUAACGCACUUAAAUAAUACCUCAAACAUUUGUACUAUGUGCACAAAAUUUUUCCCACGAAUUUGUUUAAAUCACUGUUGGCUAGCAUUUCUGCUUUGUCAGAAUAAUCAAUUUCCUGCACAGGAGUGGCAUAUCAAGAUGCUGAUUAAAAGCCAUGAUCACUACACAGGUGUUCCUUAUGAUGGGGUCAAUAGAGGGCCACCUUAAAAUGUUGAGUUUUUUGUUGUUCAACACCAUGUCACAGAUGCCUCAAGAGUUAAGAGAUCAUGCAGUUGGCAUUCUGACUGCAGGAACGUCCUGUAGAGCUGUUGCCAGAGUAAUAGAUGUUCAUUUCCCCACCAUAAGCUGCCUCCAGUGUCGUUUCAGAGAUUUUGGAAGUUUGUCCAACAGGCCUCAGACCAUGUGUGACCACGCCAGCCCAGGACCGCCACAUCCAACUUCUUCACCUGCGGGAUCGUCUGAGGCCAGCCACAUGGACACCUGAUGAAACAGUUGGUUUACAAAAAUGUAGAAUUUCUGCACAAACUGUCAGAAAUCGCCUCAGGGAAGCUUGUCUGCGUGCUCGACGUCCUCACCGGGGUCUUGAUUUGUCUGCAGCUUGGCGUCACAAUCGACGUGAGUGGGCAAGAGCUCACCUUCGAUGGCCACUUCUUCCAUGUUCUUCCGUGGCCUGUAUAUUCACCAGACAUGUCACCCAUUGAGCCUGUUUGGGGUGCUCUGGACCGGCGCAUAUGUCAGCGUGUUCCAGUUCCCACUAAUAUCCAACAACUUCAUACAGCUAUUGAAGAGGAGUGGGACAAUAUUCCACAGGCUACAAUCAACAAUUUGAUCAAUUCAAUGUGAAGGAGAUGUGUUGCGUUGCAUGAGGCAAAUGGUGGUCACACAAGAUACUGAUUGAUUUUCUGUUCAUUUUGUGGUAUCUUCUUUUUGGGGAAUAUGUGACUAACAAAAUUAUAUCUGUAUCCCCAAUCACAUGAAACCAAUAGAUAUGUGCUUAAUGAAUCAAUUUCAGUUGACUUAUUUACUUUUAUUACCUUUGAACUCAUUAAAAUCUUCGAAAUUGAUAAGUGUUGCAUUUAUAUUUUUGUUCAGUAUAGGUCAGCUAAAGCUUAUAAUAUAGUUUACGAUAUCAGGUGAGGAUCAUUGUUUCACUUUACUGUUCAAUGUUGAAUGUAAAUUGUGUAUGACAUAAUUAUACAUAGUGAAUGUGCACAUACAAAGCAUUUAUGCAUUGUGAAUUUCUGUAUAAACUCUUGUCCUUCACUG
This is a messenger RNA of Anguilla rostrata (American eel), 3879 nucleotides long. Its product is annotated as zinc finger protein ZFP2-like. The transcript has 2 exons. Gene Ontology annotation, cellular component: chromatin; PcG protein complex; transcription regulator complex. NCBI's taxonomy places the organism in Eukaryota, Metazoa, Chordata, Actinopteri, Anguilliformes, Anguillidae. Bases 154 to 1857 code for a protein of 567 amino acids. Gene Ontology annotation, molecular function: DNA-binding transcription factor activity, RNA polymerase II-specific; RNA polymerase II cis-regulatory region sequence-specific DNA binding. The record is from RefSeq and is a predicted model, not a curated record. Gene Ontology annotation, biological process: regulation of transcription by RNA polymerase II.